Molecule: messenger RNA, 873 nt
Organism: Daphnia pulicaria
Lineage: Eukaryota; Metazoa; Arthropoda; Branchiopoda; Diplostraca; Daphniidae
Product: extensin-2-like
Exons: 4
Coding region: 1-873 (290 amino acids)
Source: RefSeq, a predicted model, not a curated record
AUGGCUAAUUACGGCGUGUCGCUGCUUUUGGCUGUUGUCUCGUUGAUGGCCGGAUCGGCCAUGGGUGUACCGAUGGCUUCCGGGUACGGUUACACAACUACGGCGUCCUACUACACAACAACGUACGCUUCUCCUAGUUACACAACUAAAGCACCCGAGUACUACACCGAAGCACCCAAGUAUUACACAACCAAGGCUCCUGAGUACUACACUACCACGUAUGCAGCUCCAUCGUAUUACACCGAGGCACCAAAGUACUACACCACAAAGGCUCCUGAGUACUACACCACCACGUAUGCAGCUCCAAGCUACUACACCGAGGCGCCCAAGUACUACACCACAAAGGCUCCUGAGUACUACACUACCACCUACUACACAGAAGCCCCGAAAUACUACUCUGCUCCAAGCUACACAACCACAGUUGCCCCGUACUACACCACAACUGAAGCAGCCAAGUACUAUGUAGCCCCAACUUACUACACUGCUGCUGCUCCAUCUUAUUAUGCUGAGCCAACUUACUACACCGAAGCUCCAGUUUAUUACACUACAACUUACGCUACUCCAAGCUACUACACCACCAAGGCACCUGAAUACUAUACCGAGAAGGCCGAAUAUUACACAACAACGUACGCUGCCCCGACUUACUACACUGAGGCUCCGAAAUAUUACUCAGCUCCGAGUUACUACACCGAGGCUCCGGUUUACUACACAACAACAUACGCCGCUCCAACCUAUUACACUGAGGCUCCCAAGUACUACUCAGCUCCAAGCUACUACCAGACUGAGGCUCCUCAAUACUACACCACUAAGGCACCAGAAUACUACACAACAACCUAUGCCGCUCCGACCUACUACACUGAGUCCCCGAAAUAA